Symphalangus syndactylus (siamang) is the source of this 2637-nucleotide messenger RNA. RefSeq names its product nucleolar protein 10 (gene NOL10). Gene Ontology annotation, biological process: maturation of SSU-rRNA from tricistronic rRNA transcript (SSU-rRNA, 5.8S rRNA, LSU-rRNA). Gene Ontology annotation, molecular function: protein binding. Gene Ontology annotation, cellular component: nucleolus; nucleus; small-subunit processome. NCBI's taxonomy places the organism in Eukaryota, Metazoa, Chordata, Mammalia, Primates, Hylobatidae. The record is from RefSeq and is a predicted model, not a curated record.
CUUCCCGGCCCCCUCACUCUCGAGCUCUUGGGGCCGUCUUCCUCGUGGGGCAGCCGCCCCACUCCUCGGCCCUAGCCGCUGUUUUAGCUGGACCCUGUCACCCCCCGACUCGGGGAGGCCCAGAGGCGGCUGACAGUUUCCUGGGGAGGUGUCGGCAUUGGGAGACCAGGACACUGCCAUCACCGCGCCAGAAGCUGGACCAAGGGGUAAUCAGGUGGCUUUCUGAUAGGAAGAAGAGAGCGCUACAGAAGAAAGAUGUAGAUGUCCGUAGGAGAAUUGAACUAAUUCAGGAUUUUGAAAUGCCUACUGUAUGUACCACUAUUAAGGUGUCAAAAGAUGGACAGUACAUUUUAGCAACUGGAACAUAUAAACCUCGGGUUCGAUGUUAUGACACCUAUCAAUUAUCCUUGAAGUUUGAAAGGUGUUUAGAUUCAGAAGUUGUCACCUUUGAAAUUUUGUCUGAUGACUACUCAAAGAUUGUCUUCUUACAUAAUGAUAGAUACAUUGAAUUUCAUUCGCAAUCAGGUUUUUACUACAAAACCAGAAUACCAAAGUUUGGGAGAGAUUUCUCUUACCACUCUUCAUCCUGUGACUUGUACUUUGUUGGUGCAAGUUCUGAAGUUUAUAGGUUAAACUUAGAACAAGGACGAUACCUGAAUCCUCUACAAACUGAUGCCGCGGAGAAUAAUGUUUGUGACAUAAAUUCAGUGCAUGGCUUGUUUGCCACAGGCACCAUAGAGGGUAGAGUGGAGUGCUGGGACCCAAGAACUCGAAACAGAGUUGGCCUGUUAGAUUGCGCCUUAAACAGUGUCACAGCAGAUUCAGAGAUAAACAGUUUACCAACAAUCUCUGCUUUGAAAUUUAAUGGUGCCUUGACCAUGGCAGUUGGAACAACCACAGGGCAGGUUUUAUUAUAUGACCUUCGAUCUGAUAAGCCAUUGCUUGUUAAAGAUCACCAGUAUGGGCUGCCCAUUAAGUCUGUUCAUUUCCAGGAUUCAUUAGAUCUGAUUUUGUCUGCUGACUCUCGAAUUGUCAAGAUGUGGAAUAAGAACUCCGGAAAAAUAUUUACUUCCUUGGAGCCAGAGCAUGACCUUAAUGAUGUUUGUCUCUACCCCAACUCAGGCAUGCUUCUGACGGCCAAUGAAACCCCCAAGAUGGGCAUCUAUUACAUUCCAGUUUUGGGUCCUGCUCCUCGGUGGUGUUCCUUCUUAGACAACUUGACCGAAGAAUUAGAAGAGAAUCCAGAAAGCACAGUCUAUGAUGAUUAUAAAUUUGUCACCAAGAAAGACCUUGAAAAUUUAGGGCUCACCCACCUCAUUGGAUCUCCUUUCCUCCGGGCAUAUAUGCAUGGGUUUUUCAUGGAUAUAAGACUCUAUCACAAGGUGAAACUGAUGGUAAAUCCAUUUGCUUAUGAAGAAUAUAGGAAAGAUAAAAUACGACAGAAAAUAGAAGAAACACGUGCACAGAGAGUCCAGUUAAAGAAAUUGCCAAAAGUUAACAAAGAGCUGGCACUUAAAUUAAUUGAGGAAGAAGAGGAGAAGCAGAAAUCUACAUGGAAAAAGAAAGUUAAGAGUCUUCCUAAUAUUCUCACCGAUGAUCGAUUUAAAGUUAUGUUUGAGAACCCUGACUUCCAAGUAGAUGAAGAGAGUGAAGAAUUUAGGCUUCUGAAUCCACUUGUUUCAAAAAUUAGUGAAAAAAGGAAGAAGAAACUAAGACUCUUAGAGCAACAAGAACUUCGUGAAAAGGAAGAGGAGGAAGAGCCGGAAGGAAAACCAAGUGAUGCCGAAAGUUCGGAGAGUUCAGAUGAUGAAAAAGCCUGGGUUGAAGAGGUCAGGAAGCAACGCAGACUCCUCCAGCAGGAGGAAAAAGUGAAGCGGCAGGAACGACUCAAGGAGGACCAGCAGACAGUCCUAAAGCCCCAGUUUUAUGAGAUCAAAGCAGGAGAAGAAUUUAGAAGCUUCAAAGAUUCUGCCACAAAGCAGAGACUGAUGAACAAAACCCUUGAAGAUCGUUUGAAAAUUGAAGCAAAAAAUGGGACACUGAGUGUAUCUGACACCACCGUUGGCAGCAAACAAUUGACAUUCACGUUAAAGAGGUCUGAACAGCAGAAGAAGCAACAGGAGGCUGAGAAACUGCAUCGACAAGAAAGGAAAAGACUCCGUCGUUCGGCCGGGCACCUGAAGUCAAGACACAAAAGAGGACGGUCGUUUCAUUGAUUUGGGAAGUGGUCCUACCUGUGAUUAGGGAGGGGUAUGUCUCCCCCAAACUGAUCAUCGUUAGGGUGUUAAACACAGACAAGGGAACACACGUGUUUAAAGUUCAUGUACAUUCCUGUACACAGAGGGAAAGAUUUGAAAACCUGUGCCUUGUGGAUUGGACUUUGAAGCUGGGCCCUGCCGAUGGCCACCGCAUAGCCCCAAGGGUGUGCUUGCAAGCCGUUGCUCCCUGGAAACAUUGUCCUUUCCCCAUGGUUUUAAUCAUGAAAACCAGGUUGGUUGAUUUUUUUUUUAAUAUUGUGAAAUGUACACCAUGAAAUGAAAGGUUUAUCCUGUGCCAAAAACCAAGGUUUAUCAUGCUCUAGAACUUUUUUCUUGCACUGCCUACCGCCAUUCAUGAUUAAACCAUCCAGAAAUAGCA